Rhododendron vialii is the source of this 2702-nucleotide messenger RNA. Its product is annotated as mitochondrial fission protein ELM1. The coding region runs from base 288 to 1505 and encodes 405 amino acids. Lineage: Eukaryota; Viridiplantae; Streptophyta; Magnoliopsida; Ericales; Ericaceae. The transcript is spliced from 10 exons. Gene Ontology annotation, cellular component: mitochondrial outer membrane. Gene Ontology annotation, biological process: mitochondrial fission. The record is from RefSeq and is a predicted model, not a curated record.
AAGCCGUGCAUCCAUUUUCAGUUCGUUCCAGACGUACCUUUUCGCCAACGCAACGCCUCCCUCAAAAUUUCAAUCUCUCUCUCUCUCUCUCUCCACAAUUUGUACCAAAAUUUCAAUCUCUCUCUCUCACAUGUACGCACACACACUGCCACAGUCUUCUUCUUCUUCAUCAUAAGUAGGAGUAUUUUCUAUACGCACACAUAGGUUUACGGACCAUUCUCGAAUUGACUUGAAUCGAAGACGAUUCAGGAACUUCUCCCACGGUUUUGACCACGAUAUCUACGCAGAUGAAGCCAAUCAGGCUUCCCGAACCACCCAGCGGCCCCACGGGCGUGCCGGACAUCUUCGAAGGCGGCGUUUACGGCGUCGUCAGGCGCGCUGUCAUCAUCGGCAACGGUUUUCCCGCCUCAGAGAACCAGAGCAUCGGUCUCGUUCGCGCCCUAGGGCUUGCCGACAAGCAAACGCUAUUCCGUGUUACAAGGCCUAAAGGAGGAGUCAAUGAGUGGCUUCACUGGCUCCCAGUUUCUCUACACAAAAAAUUAGAUUAUGUCAUCAGACAGAUAUAUGGUUACUCAAGAAUUCUGUUAGCAGGCAGAGGAAAUAAACUUCACUCUUUGCCUUUUGAAAAUGGUGGCAGUGUGGGCUUAUCAUCUGUUGUAGAGGCUGAUGUUAAGAAAAUAGUGACCAUGGCUCAUGAGACUUUUGAGAAGGAUGGCCCUUUACUGGUGGUGGCAUCUGGUAGAGAUACCAUAUCAGUUGCUAGUGCCAUUAAGAGAUUAGCAUCCAAUAACGUUUUCGUUGUUCAGAUUCAGCACCCAAGGACGCAUUUGAAUAGGUUUGACAUGGUCAUCACUCCUCAUCAUGAUUAUUAUCCUUUGACUCCUCAUGCACAAGAGCAGGUUCCUCGGUUUCUCCGCAAGUGGAUCACUCCACGCGAACCUCCGGACAGUAAUGUGGUUCUCACUACAGGAGCUCUAUAUCAAGUUGAUGCUGGUGCAUUGCGGACUGCAGCUACUGCCUGGCAUGAUGAGUUUGCACCUUUGCCAAAGCCCUUACUCGUGGUUACCAUUGGAGGCCCUACAAACCGUUGUCGAUAUGGUGUGGACCUCGUAAAGCAGCUGACAGUCUCUCUGCACAAUGUUUUAGUGAGCUGUGGUAGUGUAAGAAUAUCUUUCUCGAGGAGAACCCCUGCGAAGAUAUCCAAUCUCAUCGUGAAAGAAUUUGGAAAUCAUCCUAAAAUCUACAUUUGGGAUGGUGAAGAACCAAAUCCGCACAUGGGGCAUCUAGCUUGGGCUGAUGCUUUCGUCGUUACGGCUGAUUCAGUCAGUAUGGUGAGCGAAGCUUGCGGCACAGGGAAGCCUGUGUAUGUUAUUGGGAUGGAACGUUGUACAUGGAAGUUUGUGGAGUUUCAUAAAUCUUUAAGGGAACGAGGUCUGGUGCGACCGUUUACUGGUCUUGAGGAUGAACAAACCCUGAGACAAGAUCCAGGGAGCACCCUUUCCUAAUAUAAGAGACCGUUCUACCAGAAAACGAAAAAAACUACUCCGGGCACACAGCCUGCUCAUCCAGGUCUAAAAACAUUAGAAGAGGCGUUCCACUCUUACUGAUCAACCUAUACCUUGGUAAAUACAAUUUGAAAACAGUAUGCUGAAAAGAACUCCUUCCUCUAUUCAUUCCCAUCGACUUCACUUCAGCUUAUAGGUGCCCAAUAGGCCUAUGUAUGUUAUUCUUUCCCAAACGGCACCAGCUCACCCAAACAGAUUUGGGGCACUCAAAGCAGAGUUAUCUAUGCAAUCACUAGUGGAAGUAGACCCUAACUAGCCAGUCUAUCCCUUGUAGACAAUCUUUGCAAUAUUGCUGGCCAUUGGAACAAUGCCCGUAUAGGGACAAGAUGUGGAAGCCAAAAUAACUUCGCAGUUCGCACCAUGGAACAUGAGGGAUUUAUCAGUGGUCUUCCCGUAAUAGCCCACCUCACACAAUCAGCAUGAGCAGCAUUAGGAAGGAAUCCAUGUGAUAUUAGCAGGAAUUUUCUCUAGUACCAGCCCUACGACAUUUCCAAUUCACGUACCAUCUUGUGGAUUGGGAUAGAGUUUGCACUUCAAUUCGUGUAGGGGGUUUGGGAGUUAGGAGGCUUGCCGUUUUCAAUCAAAGUUUAUUAGGGAAAUGGUUGUGAAGAUUUGCCAGUGAAAGGGAUAGAUGAUGGAGGAAGGUGGUGUGUACUAGGCAUGGGGAAGGCUUGGGUGGGUGGUCUUCGUUCGAAACGCAACUGCUGCAUGGUGUGAGACUUUGGAUGGGGUGAGUUUUCUAGACAUACCAGUUUGAAGGUGGGGACAUAGAGGAGGGUGAAGUUUUGAGAGCCAUAUUUGUUGUGGAGAAGUUGGAUUGCGAGAUGCUUACCCAUCUAUAUUUCAGUUAGCUGUGGAUGGAGAUGUGGCAGUCAUGGGAGGCUCCCCCAUUAGUUGAGGGGUUCAAGCGAACCCCCUGGAUCCAGAAAAUGUGCUAAAUUUUCUAUAUUUUUUGUAUGUAAUUUGAUUUUUCCUUUAGUAUUGUCUACAUUGGAUCAGUAGUACAAAGUCAAAAUGAAUAAAAUUUGAUUAAAUUUGUGAAUAUUUGUAUAGUAUAGCUCAACAAAAUAACACAAACUAGGCCCAAUAAAUUUCUAACUAUAGUAGAAAAACUUCAGUUUAAUAGAGUUUUUAUUG